Helicoverpa armigera (cotton bollworm) is the source of this 2309-nucleotide messenger RNA. It is a transcript of the gene Klp64D, whose product is annotated as kinesin-like protein KIF3A. Gene Ontology annotation, cellular component: microtubule. Gene Ontology annotation, biological process: mitotic cell cycle; microtubule-based movement. Lineage: Eukaryota; Metazoa; Arthropoda; Insecta; Lepidoptera; Noctuidae. The record is from RefSeq and is a predicted model, not a curated record. Gene Ontology annotation, molecular function: microtubule binding; microtubule motor activity; ATP binding. The transcript has 14 exons. Bases 199 to 2232 code for a protein of 677 amino acids.
UUUCAACGAAGUACAGACAACAUUAGCGAGAAAACGUCAUGUCAUUUCCAUUUCGUUCGCCAAAGAUAUUGAAACGGAAAAGUAGGUCGUCAGUAUUGAUUUUUACAAUAUUCGUUGAACAAAGAACGUAGCUGUCCGCUGUAUCUGCAACGCGAUAAAUUACAUGCAUUCCUGAAAUCGGCGCCAGCAUCGAGAAAAAUGCCUGACGCGGAGCUCACAGCUCCUACCGUGGAGAAUGUCCGCGUGGUCGUACGAGUCCGGCCAAUGGACCAGCGAGAGAAGCUCGACGGCUCCUACAACUGUGUCUCCGUGGAUAGCACCAACCAUACUGUGGCGGUGACCAGGAACAACGUGACUCCGCCCGAACCGCCGAGGGUUUAUGCGUACGAUGCCGUCUUCGAUUAUAAUACUAGUCAGAUGGACAUCUACGUGCAGACGGCCAGCCCCAUAGUGGAGCAAGUCCUCAAAGGCUACAACGGCACGAUCUUCGCGUACGGUCAGACUGGUACCGGGAAGACUUACACCAUGGCUGGAAGCAAUACUGCGCCGGAGUUGCGGGGCAUCAUACCCAACUCCUUCGCGCAUAUCUUCAGUCAUAUCGCUAAGGCUAAGGAUGAUGAGAAGUUCCUAGUAUGCGUGACAUACUUGGAGAUCUACAACGAAGAGGUUCGCGAUCUCCUCGGCAACAACCCUCACCAGAGCCUGGAGGUCAAGGAGAGGCCUGACAUAGGCGUCUUUGUUAAGGACUUGACAGGCUACGUAGUCCACAACGCAGAUGAACUAGAGAAAAUAAUGGCAGUCGGCAACAAGAACCGUCACAUCGGAGCGACCGCCAUGAACACUGAGAGCUCGCGCUCUCACGCCAUCUUCUCCAUCACGGUGGAAAGCAGCAAGAAGGGCAGCGACAACAAGAUGCACGUCAAGAUGGGGAAACUGCACCUUGUCGACUUGGCUGGUUCAGAACGCCAAAGCAAGACACAAGCCACGGGCACCCGUCUCAAAGAAGCGACUAAGAUCAACCAGUCUCUCUCAGUACUCGGCAACGUGAUAUCCGCACUGGUGGACGGCAAGUCUACUCAUAUACCGUACAGGAACUCCAAGCUUACCCGACUGCUGCAGGAUUCGCUAGGCGGUAACUCGAAGACUGUUAUGAUAGCCACCAUAGGCCCAGCAGACACCAACUACGUGGAGACUAUCAGCACUCUGCGCUACGCCAACCGCGCCAAGAACAUCGAGAACAAGACGCAUGUCAACAGCGAGCCGGGAGACGCGCUGCUUACUAGAUUCCAACAAGAAAUUGAUCAGCUCAAGAAACAGCUGGAUGAAUGCACUAAUGAAGUUGAAGAAGAAGAAGGCGAGGAAGAAGAGGAGUUGUCUGAGGAAGAUCUGUCAGACGACACGCUGACUGAACCAGAGUUAGACUCUCUCGAUCCUGUCGAGAAGAAGAUGCGACGCAAGCUUAGGAGAGAGGAGAAGGAGAAGCUGAACAGAGAGAAGGCUCAUCAGGCUCGCAAGGUCUUGGAGGAGAAGAAGGCUGAACUGCAGAGGACUAAGAAACAACAAGAAGAACUAAAAGACAAGCUCCAACGCCUGGAGUCCAAGGUCCUGGUGGGCGGCGAGAACCUUCUAGACAAGGCCGACGCCCAGCGCAGACUGCUGGAGCAGGCCGCCCGAGAGCUCGAGCAGAGGAAGCUCAACGAGCUGCGGCUGCAGGAGGACUUGCAGAAGAAAGAGGCUGAACGUCUAGACCUAGAAGAACGCUACUCCAGCCUCCAAGAAGAGAACGCAGCGAAGACCAGAAAACUGAAACGAGCAGUCCAACUCCUGAACAGCGCCAAAGCAGAACUAGCAGACCAGCAGAGAGAACAGCAGCGAGAGAUGGAGGGCAUCCUGGACAGCGUGAGGGCGCUCAAGCGGGAGAUACAGCUGGCGGACCUCGUGCUGGACUCUUAUAUACCUAAGGAGUAUCAGUCUCUGAUAGAGAAGUACGUGCACUGGAACGAGCAGCUCGGCGAGUGGCAAGUGAAGUGUGUCGCGUACACCGGCAACAACAUGAGCACCCCGCACCACGCCGCCGCCGCCCAUAGCCAUGCUAAACACAUGGACCCCCCUGACCUGUCAGACCGCUACCUGUCGUACAGUACGGUGAGCAGCCGCCCCAACACCCGCCUCGCGCGCCCGCACACCUCCGCCGUGCCCCGCCCGCAUACUGCGCUCAGGCAGCGGCAGUAGAUAUACCACCAUGCGAGGAAAAGAUGACCGAUUCCCGCAGGUUAAAAUUGCUAUAUUGACACAUUAUUAAAUUAGCA